This is a messenger RNA of Ceratotherium simum simum (southern white rhinoceros), 2858 nucleotides long. NCBI's taxonomy places the organism in Eukaryota, Metazoa, Chordata, Mammalia, Perissodactyla, Rhinocerotidae. The record is from RefSeq and is a predicted model, not a curated record.
UGAAUGUGAAAACGAACUCAAUGGAGGCUGUGUCCAUGACUGUUUGAAUAUUCCAGGCAAUUAUCGCUGCACUUGUUUUGACGGCUUCAUGUUGGCUCAUGAUGGUCAUAAUUGUCUUGAUGUGGACGAGUGCCUGGACAACAAUGGCGGCUGCCAGCACACCUGUGUCAACGUCAUGGGGAGCUACGAGUGCCGCUGCAAGGAGGGGUUUUUCCUGAGUGACAAUCAGCACACGUGCAUUCACCGCUCAGAAGUGACCUGUAACCAUGGAAACGGCGGGUGCCAGCACUCCUGUGAGGACACGGCUGAAGGCCCAGAGUGUAGCUGCCAUCCACAGUACAAGAUGCAUGCAGAUGGGAGGAGCUGCCUCGAGCGAGAGGACCCUGCCCUGGAGGUGACGGAGAGCAAUGCCACAUUAGUGGCAGAUGGGGAUAAACGGGUGAAACGGCGGCUGCUCAUGGAAACCUGUGCUGUCAACAAUGGAGGCUGCGAUCGCACCUGUAAGGAUACUUCGACAGGUGUUCAUUGUAGUUGUCCUGUUGGAUUCACUCUCCAGUUGGAUGGGAAGACCUGUAAAGAUAUUGAUGAGUGCCAGACCUGCAACGGAGGUUGUGAUCAUUUCUGCAAAAACACCGUGGGCAGUUUUGACUGCAGCUGCAAAAAGGGAUUUAAAUUAUUAACAGAUGAGAAGUCUUGCCAAGAUGUGGACGAAUGCUCUUUGGAUAGGACCUGUGACCACAGCUGCAUCAACCACCCUGGCACAUUCACAUGUGCUUGCAACAAAGGGUACACCCUCUAUGGCUUUACCCAUUGUGGAGACACCAAUGAGUGCAGCAUCAACAAUGGAGGCUGUCAGCAGGUCUGUGUGAACACAGUGGGCAGCUACGAAUGCCAAUGCCACUCUGCAUACAAGCUCCACUGGAAUAAAAAAGACUGUGUGGAAGUGAAGGGGGUCCUGUCCACUAGUGUAUCACCCCACGUGUCCCUGCAUUGCAGUAAGAGUGGUGGAGGAGACAGGUGCGUCCUCAGAUGUCACUCUGGCAUUCAUCUCUCUUCAGGACUGCAAGAGGCCUACUCUGUCACGUGCGGCUCUUCCUCUCCUCUCAGGAGCAAACAGCAAAAAUCAAAUGACUCUGCUUUUGGGGAUGUCGCCACCGUCAGGACAAGUGUAACCUUUAAGCUAAAUGAAGGCAAGUGUAGUUUGAAAAAGGCUGAGCUGUUUCCUGAGGGUCUGCGACCAGCACUACCAGAGAAGCACAGCUCAGUAAAAGAGAGCUUCCGCUACGCAAACCUUACAUGCAGCUCCGGCAAGCAAGUCCCGGGAGCCCCUGGCCGACCGAGCGCCACUAAGGAAAUGUUUAUCACUGUUGAGUUUGAGCUUGAAACUAACCAAAAGGAGGUGACAGCAUCUUGCGAUCUAAGCUGUCUCGUAAAGCGAACCGAGAAGCGGCUCCGGAAAGCCAUCCGCACGCUCCGGAAGGCUGCCCACAGGGAGCAGUUUCACCUCCAGCUCUCAGGCAUGGACCUGGAAGUGGCUAAAAAGUCUCCUAGAACAUCUGAACGCCGGGUGGAGUCCUGUGGAGUGGGCCAGGGCCACGUAGGAAACCAAUGUGUCAGUUGCAGGGCUGGGACAUAUUAUGAUGGAGCACAAGAACGCUGCAUUUUAUGUCCAAAUGGAACCUUCCAAAAUGAGGAAGGACAAAUCACAUGCGAACCGUGCCCAAGACCAGAAAAUCCUGGGGCCCUGAAGACCCCAGAAGCUUGGAAUGUGUCUGACUGUGGAGGUCUGUGCCAACCUGGUGAAUAUUCUGCAGAUGGCUUUACACCCUGCCAGCCCUGUGUCCUGGGCACAUUCCAGCCUGAAGCCGGCCGUACUUCCUGCUUCCCUUGUGGAGGAGGCCUCCCCACCAAACACCUGGGAGCCACUUCCUUUCAGGACUGUGAAACCAGAGUUCAGUGUUCCCCUGGACAUUUCUACAACACCACCACUCACCGAUGUAUUCGUUGCCCAGCAGGAACAUAUCAGCCUGAAUUUGGAAAAAAUAGUUGUGUUUCUUGCCCAGGAAAUACUAUGACUGACUUUGAUGGCUCCACAAACAUAACCCAGUGUAAAAACAGAAGAUGUGGAGGGGAGCUGGGCGAUUUCACCGGAUACAUCGAAUCCCCAAACUACCCAGGCAAUUACCCAGCCAACACCGAGUGUACAUGGACCAUCAACCCACCCCCCAAGCGCCGCAUCUUGAUUGUGGUCCCUGAGAUCUUCCUGCCCAUAGAGGACGACUGUGGAGACUACCUGGUGAUGCGGAAAACCUCGUCAUCCAAUUCUGUGACAACAUAUGAAACCUGCCAGACCUACGAACGCCCCAUCGCCUUCACCUCCAGAUCAAAGAAGCUGUGGAUUCAGUUUAAGUCCAAUGAAGGGAACAGUGCCAGAGGGUUCCAGGUCCCAUACGUGACGUAUGAUGAGGACUACCAGGAACUCAUUGAAGACAUAGUUCGAGACGGCAGGCUCUAUGCAUCUGAGAAUCAUCAGGAGAUACUGAAGGAUAAGAAACUGAUCAAGGCUCUGUUUGAUGUCCUGGCGCACCCCCAGAACUAUUUCAAGUACACGGCCCAGGAGUCCCGGGAGAUGUUUCCAAGAUCUUUCAUCCGAUUGCUACGUUCCAAAGUGUCCAGGUUUUUGAGGCCUUACAAAUGAGUCUGCCCACAUGCCACUCAGUACACUGUUCAGCCUGUGGGCUGGUGGGAUGCAGCCAUCUGCUUCUGCUGCCAGCAUAGUCGGAUAUCGCUGCCUCCAAUAGCAGUGACUCGUUAGAGUUCAAUUUUUAUAGAUAAUACAGAUAUUUUGGUAAAUUGAA